Messenger RNA from Myotis myotis, 4573 nucleotides. It is a transcript of the gene KCNJ14, whose product is annotated as potassium inwardly rectifying channel subfamily J member 14. Lineage: Eukaryota; Metazoa; Chordata; Mammalia; Chiroptera; Vespertilionidae. Gene Ontology annotation, molecular function: inward rectifier potassium channel activity. Bases 40 to 1341 code for a protein of 433 amino acids. Gene Ontology annotation, biological process: potassium ion import across plasma membrane; regulation of monoatomic ion transmembrane transport. The transcript has 2 exons. The record is from RefSeq and is a predicted model, not a curated record. Gene Ontology annotation, cellular component: plasma membrane.
CCGCCCCCCACUAGCCCCGGUGAGCGGCGGUCCCCGCCAAUGGGCCUGGCCGAGGCCCUGCGCCGCCUGAGCGGCGCCCUGGAGUCGGGGGCCGGCGGGGCGGGCGACGAGGAGGCCGGGCCCGGGCUGUGCCGCAACGGGUGGGCGCCGGCCCAGUGCCCGGCGGCGGCGGCGGGGCGGCGCGGAGGGCGCUUCGUCAAGAAGGACGGCCACUGCAACGUGCGCUUCGUGAACCUGGGCGGCCAGGGCGCGCGCUACCUGAGCGACCUGUUCACCACGUGCGUGGACGUGCGCUGGCGCUGGAUGUGCCUGCUCUUCUCCUGCUCCUUCCUCGCCUCCUGGCUGCUCUUCGGCCUGGCCUUCUGGCUCAUCGCCUCGCUGCACGGCGACCUGGCCGCGCCGCCGCCGCCCGCGCCCUGCUUCUCCCACGUGGCCAGCUUCCUGGCCGCCUUCCUCUUCGCGCUGGAGACGCAGACGUCCAUCGGCUACGGCGUGCGCAGCGUCACCGAGGAGUGCCCGGCCGCCGUGGCCGCCGUGGUGCUGCAGUGCAUCGCCGGCUGCGUCCUGGACGCCUUCGUGGUGGGCGCCGUCAUGGCCAAGAUGGCCAAGCCCAAGAAGCGCAACGAGACGCUCAUCUUCAGCGAGAACGCCGUGGUGGCGCUGCGCGACCGCCGCCUCUGCCUCAUGUGGCGCGUGGGGAACCUGCGCCGCAGCCACCUGGUCGAGGCCCACGUGCGCGCCCAGCUGCUGCAGCCUCGGGUGACCCCCGAAGGUGAGUACAUACCCCUGGACCACCGGGACGUGGACGUGGGCUUUGAUGGCGGCACGGACCGCAUCUUCCUGGUGUCUCCCAUCACCAUCGUGCACGAGAUCGACUCCUCCAGUCCCCUCUAUGAGCUGGGGCGUGCGGAGCUGGCCCGGGCCGACUUCGAGCUGGUGGUCAUUCUCGAGGGCAUGGUGGAGGCCACGGCUAUGACCACGCAGUGUCGCUCUUCCUAUCUCCCCGGUGAGCUGCUCUGGGGCCAUCGUUUUGAGCCCGUCCUCUUCCAGCGUGGCUCCCAGUAUGAGGUGGACUAUCGCCACUUCCACCGCACUUACGAGGUCCCGGGGACACCGGUCUGCAGUGCCAAGGAGCUGGAUGAGCGGGCAGAGCGGGAUUCCCACAGCCCCAAGUCUAGCUUCCCUGACUCGCUGACUGCAUUUUGUUAUGAGAAUGAACUUGCUCUGAGUUGCUGCCGGGAGGAAGAGGAAGCCGAAGGGGGAGAUGAGUCGGAGGCCGAAGAGGGGGCUGCCAGCCCCCGAGUACUCACACCCACCCUGUCUCUGACCCUGCCCCCAUGAUGCCAGCUGGUGUCCCCCAUUUGUAUCCCCUUCCCAGAGGUAGCAAAAUGGAGAGCCCGGGCCCUCUCCUGGGACCGACAGGCCUGCCGGGUAAAUUAUUAGCUGGUGAAGUUCUGCCUGCCUAGUGGACCCACCAUGGACACACUGGAUUUUAAUUCCUCUGUGUUGUGUGCUCCCCCCUGAGACCCCUGUAUCGGCCUGAUUCCGGAGUCUGACCAGAGCUAAGGGAUCCAGGAUUCUGGACCACCCAAGAGGCAAGGACUGGUGGUUCUAGAUUCUUCUAUAUGGCUGGCGUGGGUUGUUGAGCAGGGUCCGGAAUCAGAGACAUAGUCUGCCUCUGGGGGAGGAAGUCAGUUCUCCAGCAGCGAGUGAGAGCGAGAGUUUAUAGGCCUGGAUUGGUUUAAUAGUCAAGGGACUAUUGCGUCUUGGCUCAGCCAACCAAGAAGCAAGUGGUCUUUUUCUAGACCACCUCAGGAGGAAAAAGUAUGGGACGCUCCAAGAAUUCAGGACUAACUUAUUGACCUGGAAUGUUGACUGCAAGUCAAGAAAAGACCUGUGCUUCCAGAAAGCCCAUGUUUUGAGAUUGUUCAUCUAGACUGGCCUUAGAUAGUAGAAGUACUCCAGGAACUAAAGAGUUGGGUUUCUAGAAUGCACAAAAGAACGGAGAGUCUGCUGGUCUAGGACUGCAGUGACAGAUGAGGAGUUCUUGAUAGUAGAUAACGCCAGACCGGUGGCUACAGAACGUCAAAGCAAGGGGAGAAUCGAUGCUUCUUAAUGACCCACAGGUGUGUGUUUUUAAAGUGCCAUUCUAGAAUGUCCAAAGGAACCAAGAUUCCGUGGCUCUGGAUGGACCACAGAGUCAGGGAAGGAGUGGCGAUCCUAGACGACUUCUUUGUGGUUCUGUAAUGCCAAAAGGAACCAAGGCUUCAGGGAGCCAGAGUUGUCCAUGAUCGAAGCCCGGAAGUUCUAAGCAGCUCCUGGAACAGUUGGACUCAGGACUUGCUAGACAGCAUUUCUGGGCUGACCUGAAGGUGAGGGCCCAGACAAGACCCUGUGGGUAACAGGGCUAGUGAACGGGCACGGGAAGGGAGGGGGCCAUGGCUGGCGAGUCUGCAAUGCUCUGGAACCCUACACCUAGUGAUGUGUAUCUAUUUCUUAAAGAUGUUAUAUAUGUGUGUGUGAUCUCUAUAUAUAAAAGCCCAAUGACUGAACAGCAGAACGACCAGAAAGGCCGGUCAACCUUGCGCGAUGAUGCGCACUGACCACCAGGGGGGCAGACGCUCAACGCAGGAGCUGCCCCCUGGUGGUCAGUGUGCUCCCACAGCGGGUUGAUCCCCGCAGGCCAUGCCCCCUACCAGUGCACAAAUCUGUGCACCAGGCAUCUAGCAUAUAAUAUAAAUACAGAUAUAUAUAUAUAUUGCCCCACCCCCACUCCAUGGUUCUUACAGAAGGAUUAGAAAUGGAGUUUGAGCUCAUUGGAAUGGGAUCUUUCAUAAGGAUCCAGGAAGCUUUGCUCUAAAUCCUAGCUCUGCUUAAGGACUGUGUGACUGGGCACAUCCCUCCUCUUUCCUCACUUCGGUUUCCUCAUCUGUAAAAUCGGGGCACUGGAACUUGAACUUCUCCAAGGGCCUUUCCUCAGGAAUGGUUCCUCACUUCAGGGAGGGGGAGGUGAGGGGAGGGUCCUAGAGACUUCCCAGCUCUCCCUGGUGCAUGGACCCACCAUGGACUCCCAGGGGUGGGAGACGCUCUUGGAGGCCAGCUCUGAGUUUGGACAUCUGAAGGACAGGGCAGGCUGGGUGCAGUGUGGGCUGUGGCUAAGGGCCAGAAUCAACGCCUCCCUCGUCCAGCUUGACGGACAGGAGGUAGCUCUGGAUACCAGGGGCAAGUAGGUGGUUAGGGGGAGAAUUGUCCCCCAGAUUAAACCAUUGGCGCCUGGUGGUGUGUCUGUGAGUGUGCUUCUGGGGCCUGGCCUCUGCCCUUGCUUCUAUCUACCUAAGUGCCCAGCAGGCAGGAAGCCAGCUGCUAAAGGAACCAAUGCCUGUGAGGAUACGUGCCCACCGCUGUGUCCCAGGACUAAGGGUGGGCACUGUCAUUGCCCCUCAGCCUGCCCAGGUGCUGCACCAACCCAGGUCCUCCCUUCUGGCUUCCCCGCCUCCCUUGAUCCUUCAGAAUCCCCACGUAAUAACCGGAUGGGAUUAAUUAGCUGGCUGCCCCCCCCUCGCCCCCCCCAGCUCAGGGAGUCUGGGAUAGGGCCUCGGGACCAUAGAAAUAGGGGUGGAGGAGAAUGCUAAGUGUGAGGUGAAGGGACAGGGACAGGGUUCUGCUUGGAAGGAGAGAGAGUGGGGUCGUGGCAGGCACAGCCUGGGUUUCCAUUGGGGAGGGCAGGGGCUGGGCCACUCCUAAAGGUCAGUGAGAUUAGGACGCUCCAUGUCUAAUCUGUCAGUUUAACCAGAUCCCAGCUCUGAAUCUGUCUCCCCCUGCCUAGCUCAUGGGCCGCAAAUGAGGACAAGUCCCAGACACCACCUCAGACCCCAUUAGGGACCUGCCAAUGACAGGGUACCUGGUUUCUCCAUUCUGCUCAGGGUCCUGCACCCACUUUGGCUGCAAGGCCUGGGAAUGAGAGUGGGAUGGGGUUAGGCCCUAACCAUUAGGGCUUCUGAUGCAGGAGGACUCUGAGAGGAGGGAGGGGAGCAAGAGUAUGAGAGGUGGGGUGCACCUGAAGUGAGGCAAGUUGGAGAGAAGGGAAAGGACCCUGAGAAGGGUCUAGGAAUCAGAGAAGGUGAGAGGGUGCUGAGGAAAAGGGAGUUGUCCAGGGAAGAUGCUACAAUCAGGGGAGGAGCUAGAUGGCACCAGGAAGGCGGGGCCUGUGCUUUCACUAUAUUUGGCCUUUUCCUAUUAUCCCAUUCUCCUUGACAGGUACCAAACAGCGUAAUAUUUAAAAUACAUAUAUUUUUUAUUGAUUUCAGAAAGGGGGGUGGGGGAGAGAGAAACAUCAAUGAUGAGAGAGAAUCGUUGAUUGGCUGCCUCCUGCACGCCCCAAUAACCCCGGGCACGUGCCCUGAUCAGAAUAGAAUCAUGACCUCCAGGUUCAUAGGUCAAUGCUCAACCACUGAGCCAUGCCAGCCGGACCAAAUAGUGUAACAUUGAAAAGACAGAAUAAGUCUUUUUUUGCACCACUUCUUAACUCUGGAGAGGCUGGGGUAGAUGGGAGGGGGUAAGAAAAGGGUCUGGA